Acipenser ruthenus (sterlet) is the source of this 3508-nucleotide messenger RNA. It is a transcript of the gene glyr1, whose product is annotated as glyoxylate reductase 1 homolog (Arabidopsis). The transcript has 16 exons. NCBI's taxonomy places the organism in Eukaryota, Metazoa, Chordata, Actinopteri, Acipenseriformes, Acipenseridae. Gene Ontology annotation, molecular function: NADP binding; oxidoreductase activity, acting on the CH-OH group of donors, NAD or NADP as acceptor; NAD binding. The record is from RefSeq and is a predicted model, not a curated record. Bases 82 to 1680 code for a protein of 532 amino acids.
AAGCUUGUGCUGGGUCAUGUGAUGUGAGUGGGUGUGUUCUCCUUCCCAGGAUCCUGUGCGACGUUUACCUUCAUUUGUAAAAUGGCGACAGUACAUUUACGGAUCGGAGAUUUGGUGUGGGGUAAACUUGGUCGGUACCCACCCUGGCCAGGAAAGAUUGUAAGCCCUCCCAAGGAUUUGAAAAAACCAAGUGGCAAAAAAUGUUUCUUUGUGAAGUUCUUUGGAACUGAAGAUCAUGCUUGGAUAAAGGUGGAGCAGCUCAAGCCAUACCAUCCCCACAAGGAAGACAUGAUCAAGAUCAAUAAAGGCAAGCGCUUCCAGCAGGCGGUGGAUGCAGUGGAAGAGUUCCUCAAGAAAGCCAGGGGAAGGGAGCAGGCAUCACACAACUCCGCAGAAGAGAACAGUAAAAGCAAUUCCGAUGAUAAAACCAAAUCCAGCUCUGCUGAGGCGAGAGGCAGAAAAAAUUCCACAAGCACUCUUAAAUCAUCCCCGGCUGGAGAGAGUGACGAUCUCAGCCCAAAGAAACGCGGCCGCCCUCCCAAGGAUGAGAAGGAAUUAUCCGACCCAGAGCCUUCCACAGUACACAGAACGAUGUCAGGAGCAGUGUCAGGUUUCAAGUGGCAGAGUAAUCAAGUAAAGGAGGACCCUCACUUCCAUCACUUUCUGCUCAGCCAGUCUGAGAAGCCAGGUUCUUCAUUGGAGCCUAUAAGCAAACGGUUGAAGAUUUUCGAAGAGGACACGGGCUCAACAUCAAUUCAAGCUGCAGACAGUACAGCUGUGAAUGGCAGCAUCACCCCCACAGACAAAAGAAUAGGAUUUCUUGGACUAGGACUGAUGGGCAGUGGCAUCGUUGCAAACCUUUUAAAGAUGGGACACAUUGUGAUGGUUUGGAAUCGCACUGCAGAGAAGCUUGGUUCCUUGCAGUGUGACUUGUUUAUACAAGAAGGUGCAAGGUUAGGGCGCACUCCAGCCGAGGUCGUUUCUACGUGUGAUGUCACUUUUUCCUGUGUUUCCGACCCAAAGGCUGCCAAGGAUUUAGUGCUUGGUCCCAGUGGUGUUCUGCAGGGAAUAAGACCAGGGAAGUGUUAUGUAGAAAUGUCCACUGUAGAUCCUGACACUGUUGCAGAAUUAUCCCAGGUGAUCACGUCCAGGGGGGGCCGCUUUCUAGAAGCUCCAGUCUCUGGGAGCCAGCAGCUCUCCAAUGACGGGAUGCUGGUCAUUCUAGCUGCUGGAGACCGGUCGCUGUAUGAAGACUGCAGCAGCUGUUUCCAGGCUAUGGGAAAGACGUCGUUCUUCUUGGGUGAAGUGGGGAACGCAGCCAAGAUGAUGCUGAUCCUCAACAUGGUUCAUGGAAGUUUUAUGGCAACGAUUGCAGAAGGGCUGACACUGGCACAAGUAACUGGCCAAUCACAGACGACCUUUCUAGACAUUCUCAGCCACGGGCAAAUGGCAAGCACUUUCCUGGACCAGAAAUGCCAAAAUGUUUUGCAGGGCAACUUCAAGCCUGAUUACUAUUUGAAACACAUUCAGAAAGAUCUCAGGUUAGCGAUCGCAAUGGGCGACUCUGUCAAUCAUCCCACUCCAAUGGCAGCUGCAGCCAAUGAGGUUUAUAAAAGAGCAAAGGCAUUGGACCAGUCUGAUAAUGAUAUGUCUGCAGUUUACAGAGCCUACAUUCACUAAACUGCAGUUGUAAUUAAGUGUGGACCACAUUCUUGCUGUUGUGAUCAUUUCCUUUUCUAAAUGAAUCUGCUAUUUCCCCGAGUCAGAGGGAGAAGCAGUGGUGACGUGUCCAAGCCUCCCGAGCAUUGCCCUGUAAAGGGACAAAUGAAGUGGCCAGCUGUGUGCUGCUCCUUUUUGUUUUGACCUUGUUAAAGCUUGAUGGGAGAAGUAAUGCAGUGUGUCGGGCAAAUUGAAAUCCUACCCAUUGCAAUGGUUUACUUGUGUUUUUUAAACCAAUUCAAACUUCUGGUUUAGGUUCCUUUUCCAGUCACACAUGUACCAUCCACUGUUACAUGCACAUGCUGUAUUUCCUUGUUGCUAUGUUAAAGAUAUAUAUUUCAGUGCUGCAGUUGUAUUUCAUUGUCGGUGGAACACUUUCCUGUGAAUGGGUCCAGAGUUCAGCAUUUUAUUUUGUCCUACUUGAGUAUCGUUUUGUUAUGAAAUACAAGACUGGAGAAGCACCAAGGAAGGAAGUACCACUGCAGUGCCUUAAUAAAGUCUCACCCUGAUUAGCAGAGCUUAUUUAUUUGAAGAGAAUAUAUAGAGGGGAGCAGAGUGAUACUUUAUUGGUGUGUUUUACUUGUCGAUUAUUUAAAUACCUUGAAUGCAUGUUUUCAGUAAUUUAUUUCCCAGACUAGUUAUCAGGAUCAUUUUCUUAAGGGCCAGUUGUUAAUUAUUUCUAUAAAGCGAAUGCUCAAGACAGAUUUGAUCCUGUAUGUCACACCAUGUCAAGCAUGAUUCUGUAUUAGUAGCACUAUGAGAACAGGCUGGAGAACAUACAGGGCUACCGUUUUCUGGAUGUCUGUGUGUUUUGAGGAUGAAAACAUCCAUAAUUAUAUAUAUAUAUAUAUAUAUAUAUAUAUAUAUAUAUAUAUAUAUAUAUAUAUAUAUAUAUAUAUAUAUAUGCGCAGAACAUGUUUCUCCUUAACAGUAUAGCUUUUAUUAGAACCACACUGAAAGGGUUCAUUUGAAUAGAUCACAAUAAUAGUAUUAAUAACCUUCCUAUUUUGUAUUUAGUCAUACUUGUGUGAAACCAAGUCAUGGGUAAUAUUGGCUAUAAAAUAACAAAACAGACUGCAUUACUUUGAACUGGAGAAAGAUAAUUCAUACUCGGAGCUUGCACCACUAUAAAUAUUUUGAUACAGAAUGCUUCAUUUCCUGUGCAAAAAAAAAAGAAGUACUUUUUGUAAUUGUUUUUAUAGAUCUCUUAAUUUUAGUAAAUCUUGUUUACUAAUCGGGAGCUGUACAUUGAGCAGAUAAGUUAAAUAAAUGGAUUUUAUUGUUUUGCCCUAAAGCAACUCGUGCUUCCUGCCUCAGAUCUCUGUUCAUAUUGCUUCUUUACUUUUGCAUGUCCGCAGCACCAGUGACUUCACUCAUCCUGCCGUGAUUCCUUUGAUCAGUCUUUACCACAAACCCAACAGACCCUAGCUGACUUACCAGAGUAGGAUUGCACUGCUUCUGUCUCUACUGUAGCCCUUCAGUAUUUUUAUAUUAUUAUUUUAACCAAUCAAUUGAAACCAUUAAUCGUUGGUGUCUUAAUACUCUAGGCGGUUAUUGCAAGGUUUCCUGGUUCUUCUGUUUACUGCUGUGUGGCAUACAUGAGCAGCUUUGACAAGAAGUAGCCACUGCUUCAUAGCAAGUUUGCUGAUACAUGACAUUUUGUGUAAAAGAGUUUUGCCUUUUGUUCAUAAGCAAUGUUUCUCAUUCAGUAUGUAAGUGAAAAAUGUGAAGAAAAAAAUGAUUUUGUGCAAUUAACAAAUCCUCUCAAUUAAACAAAUAAAUAAAUACA